This is a messenger RNA of Clunio marinus, 279 nucleotides long. The record is from the annotation of a GenBank genome assembly. Lineage: Eukaryota; Metazoa; Arthropoda; Insecta; Diptera; Chironomidae.
AUGAGAAAUUUAUUUGUGGUUGCUUUCAUUGUGCUUGCGGUGAUCUGUGAAUCGUUUGCUUCGCCAUUUCUCCAAGAACUCUUCAAUCUCAACGGCUACAACCAAGGAUAUAAUCUGGGAUACAGCAAUGAAUAUUCAAGAAAUGUUCAACCAGCAAGAAGACGGCCGGCAACUCCAAAACCGCGGGGUAGAAGUUACAAAGAUAUUUGCCGCGCUGUCAACCCAGCGCCUUACGCUUUUCCAAAUAAAAUUCCUUAUCCUUCAGUGCCAAUUUGUUAA